AUGGAGACCCAGUCUUCCCCAUCCACCCUCGUUGUCGAUCGUACAACCGUGCUCUCUCUCUUCGCAGCCCUCUCUGUCCUCAUCACAGCAUACGCUGCUUCUCUCCGCGUCCUCCACGCUUCUACAACUACCAAGCUCCGCAUCCUCUUCAUCUGGCAUCUCUUCGACUCCCUGAUCCACUUCACCUUCGAGGGUUCCUUCCUUUACAAUUGCUUCUUCACCUACACAUCAGUCACACAUUCAAGCGACUACCCGCAUCCUGCGAGCUUGACGUCUCCAGGCGUGUACUUCUUGGGUUACCCGGAUCGGCUGUAUGGGAGUAAAUACGGCACAAGCCCGACGGCAAAGCUGUGGCAAGAAUAUGCGAAGGCAGAUGAGAGAUGGGGCGGAGCAGAUCUGACGGUCAUCAGCCUCGAGCUGUUGACUGUGUUCGCUGCAGGGCCAUUAGCUGCGUACAUUUGCGAGCUCAUAAGACGGAGAGACAGUGGCGGGAAGUUGUGGUUCUGGGCGAGCGUGCUGGCUACUGGAGAGCUCUAUGGUGGCUUCAUGACUUUCGCACCAGAGUGGCUAAGUGGUAACCCCAAUCUGGAUACCAGUAACUUCAUGUAUCUCUGGGUAUACCUGGUCUUCUUCAAUAUGCUCUGGGUGUGGUUUCCCUUCUGGGUCUUGUACGAGGCAUACAACAACAUCAGUUUGGCGUUUGCUAGAGCCAGUGGUGCGACUGGGAUUGAGACUAAGAAGACUGCAUAG
This is a messenger RNA of Letharia columbiana, 750 nucleotides long. RefSeq lists its product as uncharacterized. Gene Ontology annotation, cellular component: endoplasmic reticulum; membrane. Bases 1 to 750 code for a protein of 249 amino acids. The transcript has 2 exons. NCBI's taxonomy places the organism in Eukaryota, Fungi, Ascomycota, Lecanoromycetes, Lecanorales, Parmeliaceae. The record is from RefSeq and is a predicted model, not a curated record. Gene Ontology annotation, biological process: sterol metabolic process. Gene Ontology annotation, molecular function: cholestenol delta-isomerase activity.